Molecule: messenger RNA, 764 nt
Organism: Momordica charantia (bitter melon)
Lineage: Eukaryota; Viridiplantae; Streptophyta; Magnoliopsida; Cucurbitales; Cucurbitaceae
Product: mitochondrial import inner membrane translocase subunit TIM14-1
Biological process (GO): protein import into mitochondrial matrix
Cellular component (GO): PAM complex, Tim23 associated import motor
Molecular function (GO): ATPase activator activity
Source: RefSeq, a predicted model, not a curated record
UCGCAAUUACAUAUCGCGUACGGGUCCUUUCUCGGUUCAAACCAAAUUUGCUUUCCAGAAAACCCUAGAAGCCAAUUUUGUGGAACCCCUUUGGAGAAAAGGAAAAACCCAUAGCCAACGAAUGAUAGUUGUCCUUCCAUCGAGCUUAAGCGUGCUUCAUUGAUGGCUACACCAUUGGUUACAGGACUUGCUGUUGCUGCUGCAGCUUACGCAGGCAGAUAUGGCAUUCAGGCUUGGCAGGCAUUCAAGGCAAGGCCACCAACGGCUCGACUGCGCAAGUUCUACGAAGGUGGUUUUCAGCCUACAAUGACGAGGAGGGAAGCAGCUCUAAUUCUAGGAGUUAGGGAGAGCACUCCAACAGAAAAAGUUAAAGAAGCGCACAGGAAGGUGAUGGUUGCAAAUCAUCCAGAUGCAGGCGGGAGCCAUUAUCUUGCUUCCAAAAUCAACGAGGCGAAAGACAUCCUGCUUGGGAAAACCAGGGGAAGCAAUUCUGCAUUCUGAUGGUAUCAAUGACUGCCGCCAGUUAUUUGCUCAUUUAGCAUAGCAUGUCUGAACAAAAUGCCUAGGAUCGCCAUUUUUCUAGCUUACCUGGUGUGCCAAAAUUUUGACAUAAUAUAAAUUUACUUGCGUCUGAUUGAUUAUUGGGGAUCUUAUUUGUAUACUUCAUACUUUGGAUUUAUUGACAACAAUGGGAAAUCCCGCAAGUUAGGCUGUGAUUGAUUGCUACUUAGCAAUAAUAAAUUAGUGAUACUUUUUUGAAGAAA